Molecule: messenger RNA, 3737 nt
Organism: Syngnathus acus (greater pipefish)
Lineage: Eukaryota; Metazoa; Chordata; Actinopteri; Syngnathiformes; Syngnathidae
Gene: bicral
Product: BRD4 interacting chromatin remodeling complex associated protein like
Exons: 11
Coding region: 597-2711 (704 amino acids)
Biological process (GO): positive regulation of DNA-templated transcription
Cellular component (GO): SWI/SNF complex
Source: RefSeq, a predicted model, not a curated record
CCAUUGUACAAGCAUUUUUUGUGUGUGGUACUUGGUAUAAAAACUGAGAACCUCUGCUGUAGUUCAAAUAAAAAUCAAGGUUUUGGCCAGUAAGUGUGCUCAUUUGAAAACAGACUGCAAAAAAAAAAGAUGAUAAAAUUAGUAUGUAAAACUUUGUCCUGUGUAUGAAAGAUAAGCACUCGUCCCAGGUAACAUUUGCCACACCUUUAUAUACAGGCACUUGUCAUGAGUGACGUCACGCAUCACAGGCCCGCCCUCUACUGUUGGGAAAAGUUCACCAAUUUCAAUCAGGCGUGGUUUUUCAAUUCAGUGUACAUUAAUUUCUCUUUUUUUUUGUCUGUACCAGAUUCCCCCCAUCAUGUCAACUUUUAUUAUGGCACUAGCAGGAUUGUGGAACGGAGGGGAGGGGGGCCGCUGCUGUGCCCUCCUUGAACUUGUUCUUCCAGCGGCGCGCGCGCUAGCCCCCACAGCCCGUGCAGCCAUGGCGAGGAAACCCCGUUGACAAGGCACUGCUUUUUCAUGACGCCCAACCCUUUACUGGAAACAACAAGGGUGUUACAUGACUGGAUCCAUGCAGCCCGACACUAAUCAGUGUCAUGGAUGAUGAGGACGAUCGCCAUCUUCUGGAUAUUUUAGGAGAUGUGGAUGCAUUGAAUGACUAUCUACACGGCAACAACAGCAAGUCCAUUGAAGAGGACGAUGUAGCCAAUGCUGCAUAUGGCUCAGAUGCAUCUUUCUUCUCUGGGGAUGCUGCAAAUACUGGACUCAAAGAUGAUUCCUCCUCAAUGGCGGAGUUUGGAGGUGAUCCGGCUGGAGACAGCCUACAUCUUUCCAGCAGUCUCUCCUUCAUCGAGGACCAGCUGGGGUCUGGGAGCCCUCCUGGAGCCGGCGUCGACCUCGGUGAAGACCAGCCCUUUGACAUCCUCCAGAAAUCCCUGCUGGAGGCUGACAUCACGGAGCAGACGUUGGCACAGGAGGCCUUGCUGGAGACGCAGCCCGCACCCACCCUCGUCCAGGCCCCUGCGUCCCUCCCGUCCCAGAAGGUCUCUGGGGGCUACGGAGGGGGUGUGGUCACUACACCGGCUGCGACAUUACCAGCUGGACAAUUCCUUCAAGGCGUGUCCCCACUACCUAACGGUUCCACGCAGCACAUUCAGGUGUUGGGGUCGUUCGGGGCGGGAAGCGGAGUCAUGACGCUGAGUGGUCUGGAGAGAGCUCCUCAGAUUGUGCUGAGGCCAGCAGGCCCCAUCGCCGCUGCGGGCUCUCCGGCUCCAGGCGGGCAGGUGUACGCUCCUACCCAAGGGCAUCUCGGUCAAGUGGGCUUUAAGAACAUUCCCCUCCAGAACGUCAUCAUUCAGAGAGGUCCGGGAGGAACCCAGACACUUGUUAGGCCGAUCCAGCCUAAACCUCAUCAAGCUGGGGCUCAGACUGUAUUCAGUUUACAGCCCACGGUCUCCCAGUUGGCAAAUGUGACUAACAGUGCUACACCGCAGUACACCGCCAAUGGCUCCAUGGUAGUCGAUCAGCAGCAGGCACAAGCUAACAUACAAGCGGGACAGUUCUUGCUGCCCACUUCUUUGGCGGUCCACAAUGGCCCCCCUGUGGACCCUGCUGCCCCUGCUGCCCAUAUCAAUGCCCACAACGCGGUGCAGAUUGUCGCCGGGCAAAAAUUUACAGCGCAAGCGGGUGGGCAGCUCAUUUUGAAUCAGGGCCCUGCAAGUGGCGGCACGGCUCAAACGUGGAAGACCGCUGCAUCCGCCACGAGCGCACCGGGACGGCUUGCGCUGGUCAGUCAGGCGCAACCCUUGGGUAGCCCCGUGCAGCGCCUCCUGGUGACGCAAACGGCCAACUGUACGUCGUUGUCCCCCUUACCUAACGCGGCCACGCCUGCAGAAGAACACAGACAGAACGCUUCUGGCGCUGCCGUCAAACAAGUGCAGCUCAACGCACAGAAGAGGCCCGCCCCAGCGCCGCUUACCAAAGGAGGAAUGAUUUUACAGCAGCUAAGGGAACAUCACGAGCGGGUGGACAUGCCCGAUCGGCGACACUUUACAUCGUUCAGUGAUGUGCUGCAACGGCUCCUGCCCUACCAUGUGUUUCAAGGCACGCCACCCAGCCAGGAGGAGUUCUCUCAGGUGGAUGAAGAAUUUGAAUCAGUUGCAACGCACGUGUUGAUGAGGACGCAGGCCAUGAUCAAUAAGUACAGACGACUGCUUUUGGCUGAAUCGGAGCAGCAUUCCAGUCCUUCAUCAGAGAUAGUGAUGAUUGACAGGACCUUCAAUCAAGAGGAGCGCAGCUGUCUUACCCAAGACAAGCGCAUGCUGCUUGUCGAUCCAGACGCUUUCUUGGAGGAUUUCUGUUGUGGGCUGAAAUCCAAACGUUUGCAAGAUCCUGUCCCCUCUCCGCCACCGCCGCCCGCCACACACUCCGAGGAGCCGGCUUACAGAACAGACUCCCAGCCUGGCUUUGGAGACCCAGGUGGAGGUGGAGGCAGUGGUACUCCACUUCAAGCUUCAUCUGCGGCCAACAAGAACAUCCUUGAGCUGAAGCGAUCCCAGCAGCAGCAGGAGCAGCACUUGGGACAGGAAGGUAACCACUCAUCUUCUGCGGCAUCUGCAGGGGGUCACACAGACCACCAGGCAGCCUUGCCGCUACACCCGGACACAGACUCUGCUCUGGAGGCGGCCGUCAACAGCAUUCUGGAAUGUUAACAAACCAUAAGGAGGUUCGUUCUUGUUUAUUUGUCCAGUUUGUUCUGUUUUUUAUGUAGCACUGUUAUUUUAUUUUGGCAGAUACAUGGGGUCCUCAGUUUACGACUUGACUUUUCUUUCUAGAAAACCUGAAAUUGUCGGAAAGUGUAGUUGUCUAUUACCUACACUAAUCUAUUCAUAGUCAGAAUCACCGUCAAUAUUUAAAUAAAAACACAUGUAGGCCAUAAAUAUAAAAUAAUUCUCAUGAUAAACCGCAAAAUCGGCACUAACUGAGUGUGCCUUAUUGUGCUGUGUGACGGCGUUAUUACAUCACUACAAAAAGAAUACAUUUUUCACCGUGCGUAACCUCGGAAUGUCACCAUUACAAGUAUAGGAAAAGGUUUGGCUAUAAAUAUAAGUACAAUACGUAAGCGUGCCGGGUGGCGACCAAUUCUUACGCUAUUGCAAACUCAUCAUAAUCGUAACUGCGGUCAAUAUUUGUGUGAAAAACACUUUUAGGCCAUAAAUGAAAAACAAUCCAAUGAACCCCACACACGGCACUUUGUGAGCGUGCCUUAUUGUGCCGCGCGACGCUGUAUUCUUACGCUGCUAUGCAAACUCGUCCGUUACGUGCCAACCAUAACCUCGAAAUGUGAUCAUUACAGAAUGUGUGGAUGAAAACACUUUUAAGUUGUUAGAAAACAAGUGUACAACAGUUAGUACGGUAGUGACUGAGCGUGCCUUCUCGUGCCAUAAUUAUCAUAAUAACUAAUCGUGACCACUUUGUGUUAGGUGUAAAUGCCGUAUGUCAUAAAACGAGGACCCCCCCGUACUCUGAAGACAGGCACUUCUUAUAAUUACCCACAAUGCUGUGGGAAUGUGCAAUUUAGAGGCUCCACAAUUGUUUUUUGACGGCCAGUUUGCUCGCUUUGGCAACUCCGUGCCUCCUCCUCGGCUUUUAUUACGAAGGGUUUACAUGAAGAAUCCUACAUUUCUUUGAUGAAUUGCACUAAAAGCCGUUUACAUGUGACUGCACACAAGCGUCAC